This is a messenger RNA of Aspergillus candidus, 3954 nucleotides long. RefSeq lists its product as uncharacterized. Gene Ontology annotation, molecular function: nucleic acid binding; NAD+ binding; protein binding. NCBI's taxonomy places the organism in Eukaryota, Fungi, Ascomycota, Eurotiomycetes, Eurotiales, Aspergillaceae. Gene Ontology annotation, biological process: methylation. Gene Ontology annotation, cellular component: cytoplasm. The transcript is spliced from 12 exons. The record is from RefSeq and is a predicted model, not a curated record. The coding region runs from base 1 to 3954 and encodes 1317 amino acids.
AUGGGCAAAUCCAAGCCUCAGCAAAAGAAGGAAUCCAAGUCGAAAAAGUCCGUCCUCGGCGCAGGCGGCUCGGUUUCGAAACAGAAAAUGAACGAAGAUCCUUCCAAGCUCCUGGAGCAAGCGACGUUACUCCUACAGACCGGACAAGCGGAUACGGCAGCGCCGCUGGCAGAGCGGGCUCUCAACGAUGCGCCCGCCAAUUCGCCCCUCCAGCUGUCGGCCCUGAAUCUGGUCGCAGAGAUUUACGUGGAACUUGGGGAGGUUGAUGCCGCGACGCAGCAUUUCCUUCGCGCCGUCGAACUCGACGCGGAUGGCAGCAUACCUGAGUCUGAAGGAGGAGGCGCUGAGAAAUUCCUAUGGCUGGCUCAGUUGAACGAGGAGGGUGGACAGGCUAGUGUUCAAUGGUUCGAGAAGGGAGUGGCUACUCUGAGGAACACCAUUCGACAGCUGGAGGAGAACCCUGGCCCGGCGGAAGCUAUUGAAUUGGACGAGAAGAAGCGGAAGAUGGCCAACGCCUUGUGCGGAGUGGCCGAGAUCUACAUGACUGACCUUUCCUGGGAGGCAGAUGCCGAAAGCCGCUGCGAGGCCCUGAUCACGGAAGCGCUACUCGUUGGACCCCAUGUGCCCGAGGUGCUGCAGACCCUUGCCUCCAUCCGAAUCUCACAGCUACGGCUCGAUGACGCUCGUGCCGCCCUCUCGCGGAGUCUCGAACUAUGGAAGGACAUGCCGCCCGAGGAUCCGAUCAUUCCUGACUUUGCGACCCGGAUCAGUCUCGCUCGUCUGUUGAUGGAGGUUUCCAUGGAACUCGAGGCUCUGGGCGUGCUGGAGCGUCUGAUCUUGGAAGAUGACCAGAGUGUGGAGGCGUGGUACCUCGGAGGAUGGUGUCUUAACCUUCUGGCCGAGAAGAAAGAAGCUCCCAAGGACGCUGAAGAGGAGGCGGAAACCAAUGUGUCCCCCGAGGAAAAGAGACUCGCUUCCCUUGUUGCCAGUCGAGAAUGGCUCAAACAAAGCUUGACCCUCUACGAUUUGGUCCAGUACGAGGACGAGCCGAUCAAAGAGCACGCCAAUGAGCUGGUGCAGGAGAUGAACAAAGAACUGGGCGAGGAAAUGGAGGACGACGAAGAAGGCGAAGAGGGCGAAGAAGAUUGGGAAGAUGAGAUCAAGAUGGAUCUGGUACCAGCGCCCACGGGGGAAAGUUCGUCGUUGAAGAGCCCGGUGGUUGAGGUGGAAGCCGUUGAUAUGGCCCCGGCCGAUACGAAGGAGACCAUUGCGACCAUGGAGAACACAGCCGCUGUGGGCAACGAAGCCAUGCAGUCCGAGUAUGAAACCGAUAGCGACGAUUCGGGAUCGGACUUGGAGGCAGAGCUUGAGGUGUUGCACGACGAACAACUUCGCUGCGGGAUACCGGACGCCUGCUCCUUGGAUGAGGCUAUCGCAUUCCGCAACCGUCUCCACGAAGUCGGCAAAGCAGUGUUUGUACAAGAGACUAUCGGGGCGGAUACUAUUACCGCGAAGAAACUGUGCACUGCGUUUGGCAUUUUGCCUCCGGAUUUUCUUGAUGGUGCCCCAGACAGCGCCUAUCACCCUCUUUUGGCUAUCGCGAUCUCGCGGGAGUUCUCGAGGCGCCCCAAGCUUCCCCAGUACAACUCGAUAGAGGACGCCGUCAAGUUGCUGAAGGAGUCGAAGAAGAUCAUCGUGAUCACAGGUGCCGGCAUUUCUACCAGCCUGGGGAUCCCCGAUUUUCGAUCGAAAGACACGGGUCUCUACUCAAAGCUGGAACAUCUGGGCCUCAGCGACCCGCAGGAGGUCUUCGAUAUUAGCGUUUUCCGCGAGGAUCCGUCCAUCUUUUUCUCGAUCGCCAAGGACAUCCUGCCUACGGAGAAGAAGUACUCGCCCACUCACGGGUUUAUUCGCCUUCUGCAGGAUAAGGGCAAGCUCUUGACUAAUUACACGCAAAACAUCGACAACAUCGAGGCCAACGCAGGUGUCCUACCUGAAAACAUCGUGCAGUGCCACGGGUCGUUCGCGACGGCCUCUUGCGUCAAGUGUGAUUAUAAGGUCAUGGGUGACGAGAUCUUCGGUGAUAUCCGAAAAGGCGUCAUUCCGGAAUGCCCGUCUUGUCGGAAGAAGCUCGAGGAUGAUUCUCUGAAGCCACAGGGUAUGAAGCGAAAGCGCAGUACCAGCGCAACGCAAAAGCGUCGGAAAGCCGACGGGGAGGAUAGUUCUGACGACGACGAAGACUAUGAACUCCCCACCCCCGGUGUGAUGAAGCCCGAUAUCACGUUCUUUGGCGAGGAUCUCCCCGAUGAGUUUGGCCGCCGUCUCAUCCACCAGGACCGGGACCAGGUGGAUUUGGUCAUUGUCAUUGGGACUUCCCUGAAGGUGGCCCCUGUGGCGGAAGUGCCGGGCGUGUUGCCGCGCAACGUGCCGCAGAUCUACAUCUCUCGCACUGUAACUCUGACUCUUGUUCCAGCCCGUGUCACACACCAGCUUCGAUAUCGAUCUGCUCGGCGAUUGCGACGUCGUGGCGCAUCCGGCUCCGUGGCGAUGGAAUAUCUAAUUCGCUUCGCCCAGCUCCACGAGACCUUCCGACUGCCAGAGCUGCAGUCGUUGGCCUCGUUGGUAGGCACUGAUCUGGAAAUCGUACACUACGAUCCAUGUUCCCCAUACUGCAUCGUGAAAUUGCCAAAUGAAGAUGCCGCGCGCGCAGUGAUCGCCCGUAGCAUCCUCGGCAAAGAGAUCUUCGAGCUCUGGACCCAAGGCAGCACGUACGAGGAGCUGCACGCCAACGUCCGCGGGCGGACACAGCACCGCUGGGCGCAGUUCAAGCAUGAUUCAUUCCGGUUCACGGUGGACGGCUACGGCGGCCACCGCAGCUUGACCGAGAAGCGGGAGAUCAUCGGCACGUUCAACUACAUGGGUUUCGAGGGGCCCAUCCGGAUGAAGAACCCAGACCAGGAUUUCUGGAUCAUGGAACAGUACACGCCGGACUUUUCGCCCGACUCGCUCAUGUCCGAGUCGAAGGGCGAGAAGCGGGGCGAUCCCAAGAAGAUCUACUUCGCUCGCUGGAUCGGCAACAGCAGCCGCGAGGCGACUAACCAGUAUGAUCUCAAGAAGCGCCGCUAUAUCAGCACGACGUCCAUGGACGCCGAGCUGAGUCUCAUCACGGCGAACAUGGCGCACGCGGCGCCUGGGAAGCUCUUCUAUGACCCGUUUGUCGGGACAGGCGGGUUCAUCGUCUCCGCGGCGCAUUUCGGCGCCGUGACGCUGGGCUCGGAUAUCGAUGGGCGCAGCUUUCGCGGGAAGCAGAAGAAGGGCGAUCCGCCUGGUGUGUUUAGGAACUUUCAGCAGUACGGCACGGAGAGCAAGUUCGGGGAUGUCUUUACGUCUGAUCUCACGAAUACCCCGCUGCGGGAAUAUCAGUUCCUGGAUGGCAUCGUUUGCGAUCCGCCUUAUGGCAUCCGCGAAGGGCUCCAGGUGCUGGGAACGCGGGAAUCGCGCCGUGGGAGGAACGCUGCUAAGGAGGAAAUUAUCAUCGAUGGGGUUCCGGCUCAUUAUCGACCGGAUUAUAUCGCCCCUAAAAAGCCCUACGGCUUCGAAGCCCUGCAGAACGACAUUCUAGACUUUGCCUCGCGGACGCUCGUUACGAACGGCCGACUAUGCAUGUGGAUGCCCACCGCCAGCGACGAGGACGAGGAGCUCGCCACGCCGCUGCACCCGAAUCUCAAGUUGAUUAGCGUGUCUGUGCAGGAGUUUAACUUAUGGGCCCGCCGACUUAUCACUUAUCAGAGACUCCCCGAGGGCGAAGUCUCGGAUGUGUCGUCUUCUAGACAGCUGAAGGAUGGCGAGAAGGGAUAUACCGCGAAUGAGUUGAAUGCGUUCCGGAAGAAGUACUUCGAAAAGAAAAAGGAGAACAAGACUGGCAGUGAAAAGGGAAGCCCUGCCUCGCGGUAG